AUGGUGGAUUCGCCACCCAAGAAAAGAGCAUUGAAUACUACUGACGAUAAUAAAAAAGAAAAAAAAAACAUGGUUAGCAAAAAAGGUAACCCAGCUGAUGCUGUUGAAGACAUUGAGGAAAGUCUGGAUGAUGUAACUGGAGACAAGAAGAAUGAAUUAUUGAAAAAGGAGAAAAAAAAAAAAAAGGAAAAAAAGAACAAAGAUAAUGACAUCGAUAAAAUUAAUGAUGAAGACGAAGAAGAUGAUGAGGAAAAUUUAAAAAAAUUCGAAGUCGAUACGAGUGAAAAUGACGAUGAUGACGAUGACGACGAUGAUGAUGAUGAUGAGGAUGACGAUGAUGAGGACGAUGAUGAUGACGAUGACGACGAUGACGACGACGACGAUGAUGAGGAUGAUGAUGACGAUGACGACGACGAUGACGAGGAUGAUGAAGAUGAUGAUGAGGAUGACGAUGAGGACGAUGACGAUGACGAUGAUGAUGAUGAGGAUGACGAUGAUGAUGACGACGAUGAUGAGGAUUUUGAUGAUAUGGAUGAUGAUGACGACGACGAUGACGAUGAUGAAGACGAUGAGGAUGAGGACGAUGAUGAGGAUGAUGAAGAUGACGACGACGAUGACAUGGGCGGAGACUCCAAAAAGGAGGGUGAAUCGCACGCAAAGAAAGACAGUGACGACGAGGCAUACGACUAA
This is a messenger RNA of Plasmodium fragile, 690 nucleotides long. RefSeq lists its product as uncharacterized. Bases 1 to 690 code for a protein of 229 amino acids. The transcript has a single exon. The record is from RefSeq and is a predicted model, not a curated record. Lineage: Eukaryota; Apicomplexa; Aconoidasida; Haemosporida; Plasmodiidae.